This is a messenger RNA of Suillus subalutaceus, 1638 nucleotides long. RefSeq lists its product as uncharacterized. NCBI's taxonomy places the organism in Eukaryota, Fungi, Basidiomycota, Agaricomycetes, Boletales, Suillaceae. The record is from RefSeq and is a predicted model, not a curated record. The coding region runs from base 1 to 1638 and encodes 545 amino acids. The transcript has 4 exons.
AUGGCAACAACUUCUUCCAAACCGACAGACCACUAUUGGGACUGGGAUCCAAGUCUUCUUUCAUGUGACACACUGCCAAGUCCCCGGCAUGACCUUGGCUCCCUCAUAUCUGAUACGACGUCCAUCAUUGAGACUGGAACCGAAUUCUACGACCGUAGUGUGACAAGUCGCAGAUAUGCCCUCGUUGGAAUGGUGUGUUCUGGGGUCGUCAGUUGCUGUUGCAUCAUUGCAGGCAUUUUCAUCAUGGCCACUGACAAAGAAGGCGGCAUGAUGGCUGAAAUAACCGUAAUACUAAGCAGCAACCUGCAGAAAGAGAUGAUAACCCUGGGGCUAAACUUGAUUGUCACUUUAUGUACCGAAUCCACUGGGUUCGUACAUGGCAUCUCACUGCGCUCUGCGCUAGCCUCAGAAUCUCGGCUCCGCUUCAACUCUAAUCUGCGUCUUCUGAAUGCAGCUCGUGGAUGGAGAAACCCCAAUGGAGCGCUGUCCAAUGGCAUCAUGGCCAUCCUCCUUAUUAUAUCCUACAGCUCAGCCUCGCUCGUUACAUUAACUGAGUCCUGGAUGGAGAUAAUUGGAUCAUCUGACAACGGUUACGAAGUAGAUCAAAUUUUCACGGUCUAUUCCACUAGCAUAUUAGGGUUGCCUCUCCUGCUGUUGGGCGUCGCGCUCUUUCUCCAGGUGGUGAUCGCCUGGUCAGCUAUACGGGCUGUCAAAAUAUUGACGUGGAGCUCCUCAGCUUUCGACUUAACCGCCGCUCUGGUCCACCACACACAAUUGAUCCCGGUUCCUUUCCGGUGCAUGCGUGCGGUAUCCAACCUGGAUGUGCACGGAGGUCCUGCGAAGCCGUCGGACAAACAGCCCUCGGCGUGGCAUGCUCACCCUAGCAUCCGGAAAGUUAUCAGGUCUCUUUGGGGCCUCGUUUUAGCAUGUGCUGUGUGGGCUACGCUAGCCAUGUACUUCUACAAUAAGUAUAAAAGCAGCUCCUCCAGCAUGAUAACCUUAAAAUCGUGGUCGUUCUUCCCCAGCAAUCAAUUCUCUUAUGCGGCUAUCUACGGGAUGCCGCUUUCUGGGAAUGGACCAUGGUGGAUUUUGUACCUUGCCAAUGUGGCAGUUUUCCAAGGACCAUUGACACUUGGGCUGCAUUGCUCGGAGCUCAUUGUGGAUGUCAUUCGGGAUGAAAGACACUGGAGAUGCGCUAGUGGAACAAAAGGGCUCAAGUCGACGACGAACCCGUUGAAGUCGGUUUUCGCCAAUCCGCUCUGUCUUAUACUUUUCGUCGUGAAACCUGUGCUACAUUGGAUGUUUGGGCUUGCAUUCACAACGUAUCCCGGCCUCUAUUUAGGGACACGCGGAAUCGCGUUCUAUAUGUAUACAAUUCAGAUCUGGAACUUGUGCAUAGUAUUACUCAUAUUUGCCUGUUGCUGUACCCUCGUCUCAUUACGCCGACCGCACGGCCCCCAGCCAGCUGCAUACGGCCACCUCCAGACACUUGCAAACCUCGUAGAUGAGUGGUCGCCUGUGAUGUGGUGGGGUCACAAGGAGGACGGAAUUCCAUACUGUCAUGCUGGGACGAGUGAUCACUCGCUGCCGGCCGUGAAGAUGGACUGCAUUUAUGCUGGCUCCGGGUCUAAUCGAUGA